AUGUACUACUCUCAGCAUAUGUCUGGAGGUCAGGCCCCUGCGCCUCAGACCGUGACUUCUGGUGGCAUGAGCCACUAUACGCAACAACAACCGCCGUUGCUUCCCCCCGGCCACGCUGCUGCAUACUCAACCCCCUCAUACAGCCACUAUCCUUAUGCUGCUAACGGAUUGACCUCACCCCCGCCUGCCCAGCCCACAGUAUCGAACCCAAUGGCACCCCAGAACGUGCUACCUCUGCCGGGAGCUGGAAACCAGAACCCUAUGCAGAACCAGUACACAGGGUUUGAUACGACAGGCCAACAGCCCCCACCCGGAAUGAAGCCUCGUGUUACUGCCACGCUUUGGGAAGAUGAGGGUAGCCUGUGCUUCCAGGUUGAGGCCAGGGGCAUUUGCGUCGCCCGGAGAGAAGACAAUCAUAUGAUCAACGGUACGAAGCUUCUGAAUGUGGCUGGCAUGACCCGAGGUCGACGAGACGGUAUCUUGAAGAGUGAAAAGGUUCGACACGUCGUCAAAAUCGGACCAAUGCACUUGAAGGGUGUCUGGAUUCCUUACGACCGUGCCCUGGACUUUGCCAACAAGGAGAAGAUCACAGAACUGCUCUACCCGUUAUUCGUUCAUAACAUUGGUGCCCUCCUGUACCACCCUGCGAACCAGAGCAGGACCACGCAGGUCAUGGCGGCUGCCGAGAGGCGGAAACAAGAGGGCAUGCGAAACCCAGGCCACCCCGGCUUGCCUUCGAUCAACCACCACCAACCCAUGCCCCUCCCAGGACCUCAGGCUCAGCUGCCUUCUCACACCAUGGGUCGCCCGUCCCUCGACCGGGCUCACACAUUCCCCACCCCACCAACGAGCGCAUCCAGCGUCAUGGGGAGCAUGGGAGCCUCGGACAGCUUCAACUGGCAGGGUCAGGGAAUGAAUGGGGCUCAAGGUACCAACCCAAUGACCAUUGAGACGGGUCUUAACAACACACGCUCAAUGCCCAAUACUCCAGCUACCACCCCUCCCGGCAACUCGCUUCAGAGCAUGCAGAACUACGCUUCUAGCAACCAGACCUACGAUGGCACUCGCCCCAUGUAUAACCCGCAGCCGCACCAGUCUCCUUACCAGUCAUCGGCAGGAAACCCCCAGGACCGCAUUUACGGACAGACCAGCAGUUACCCCAAGAAUGAUAUGGCGCCACCUGCGAGCAGGCCUUCGGCUUCUGAACCUUCUGCAGAGCAGCAGGACACAAAGCCACCUAACGGAAUGCUCCAGUCGGAUCAGCCACCCCAGCAGCACACCAAUGAGGAUGAGGGAGAUCACGAGCAUGAUGCCGAGUACACUCAUGACAGCGGCGCUUACGACGGUAGCCGCAACAACUACAACUAUACCGCCCCCAGUGUCGGAGCCUUGACAAAUGAUGCCAACCUCUCAACAGAGAUGUCGGGUUCCCCCAGCCUCCCUCCUCCAUCUGGACGAGCCACUCCCAGGACGACUGCCCCCGCUCAAUCGUACUACAACCAGCACACUGGAUACAACACUCCUCCCCGUGUCCAGCAGACGUCGAGCAGCCUUUACAAUGUCAUUGGUGGUAAUGAUCGGGGAGCUCCCAACGGUGCUCCCGGCAACGACGUUUAUGCCCCGGCCGCUGACAUGUCUGGGCUUCCUAAUGGCUAUGCCCAGCCUCCUGUCAUGAACGGAGGUGCUGGCGUGCUCAAGCGAGGUCGUGACGACGAUGAUGAUCUGUCUAGAUCUGGUAAUGGACCAUCGAUGGGCAGCCUCGAUCUCAAGCGACGCAAGACGAUGAUGGAGACAACAGUUCCUGCGCCUGCUUAUGACGCCAUGACACGACCUGCGUCGGCCGUUGGUGCCCCGCGGCGGCAAUAG
Messenger RNA from Fusarium vanettenii 77-13-4, 1866 nucleotides. RefSeq lists its product as uncharacterized. The transcript is spliced from 3 exons. The coding region runs from base 1 to 1866 and encodes 621 amino acids. The record is from RefSeq and is a predicted model, not a curated record. Gene Ontology annotation, biological process: positive regulation of transcription by RNA polymerase II. Gene Ontology annotation, cellular component: nucleus. NCBI's taxonomy places the organism in Eukaryota, Fungi, Ascomycota, Sordariomycetes, Hypocreales, Nectriaceae. Gene Ontology annotation, molecular function: DNA-binding transcription factor activity; sequence-specific DNA binding.